AUGUCUGACACAACGACCACCUCAACAUCGACCACCGAGUCCCCCGCCUCUGGACUCCCAGCUCCAUCCACCUCCCGACUCUUUGUCGGCAACUUGCCAUACAACUACACCGACGACGACCUGCUCAAGCUCUUUGCCGGCCAAGGCAAGGUUACCACCGCAAGAAUCAUUCAAAAGAGAGGCGUUUCAAUUGGUUAUGGCUUUGUCGACAUGGAGGAUGAGCCCGCAGCACAAGCAGCGAUCGCAGCUUUGAACAAAACCGAUAUCAGCGGAAGAGCUAUCAACGUUGAGUUGACAAAGGAGAGAGCCCCCGUCGAUGAGACCAAGCCCGCCAAGCGCGGAUCCGCUCGUCGUCGCUCUGGCAAGCCCAAGACCAACGGCACCUCUGAUGCCAAGGCUUCGCCCUCGACCACCUCCCCAAGCCACGCCGGCGAGGACAACACCACUGGUGACAAGCCAAGAAGAAGAGCCGCCAACGGAGAGAGAAACAAGGCCGCCCCCAAGCCAGCCGCCCCACGCGCCCCAGAGUCGACCGAGCCAAAGCAACCCUCUGCCGACACCCUCUUUGUCAACAACCUCCCAUACAGCUAUGACAACGCUCGCUUCUUGGAGUUGUUCAAGGACUACUCGCCAAAGGACGCCCACAUCAUCAUCAGCAAGCGAUUCAACAGGAGCAAGGGAUUCGGAUUCGUCGAGUUCAACAACUCUGCUGACCAGCAGAAGGCUCUCGCCCUUGACAACACUGAGCUCGAGGGAAGAGUCAUCUCUGUCAAGGUCGCCCAUGCUCGCGACUUGUCCGCUGAGGCCGAGACCCCAUCUGCCAACUAA
This is a messenger RNA of Acytostelium subglobosum LB1, 828 nucleotides long. RefSeq lists its product as hypothetical. Gene Ontology annotation, molecular function: mRNA binding. The record is from RefSeq and is a predicted model, not a curated record. Gene Ontology annotation, cellular component: cytosol. Lineage: Eukaryota; Evosea; Eumycetozoa; Acytosteliales; Acytosteliaceae. The transcript has a single exon. Bases 1 to 828 code for a protein of 275 amino acids.